Messenger RNA from Solea solea (common sole), 2930 nucleotides. It is a transcript of the gene lcp1, whose product is annotated as lymphocyte cytosolic protein 1 (L-plastin). Gene Ontology annotation, cellular component: actin filament bundle; actin filament; cytoplasm. Lineage: Eukaryota; Metazoa; Chordata; Actinopteri; Pleuronectiformes; Soleidae. The transcript has 15 exons. Gene Ontology annotation, molecular function: actin filament binding; calcium ion binding. The record is from RefSeq and is a predicted model, not a curated record. Gene Ontology annotation, biological process: actin filament bundle assembly; actin filament network formation. Bases 153 to 2099 code for a protein of 648 amino acids.
GAAUACUGACUUCUGCAGUCUGUGGAGCAGCGAGCAGCUCAGCAGCCUCACACUGACCCGCUCAUCCACCGCGCUGCACCACAGAACCUCUGAACCACAGCAGCUCUUCAUCACCUUCAUCCUCCUCACUCUCUCAGGAUCAAACUUCAAACAUGGACUCAUCUCACAUCUCUGCUGAGGAGAUACAAGACCUGAGAGACGCCUUCAUGAAGAUAGACAUAAACAACGAUGGCUUCAUCAGCAAAGAUGAACUGAACGAACUCUUCAGAGCGGCUAAUCUUCCUCUGCCUGGAUACAAGGUCAGAGAGAUCGUCCAGGACCUGACCUGCAGCAGCCACACGCUGACCUUUGACCAAUUCACCCAGAUUGUUCACGGGUUAAAAAGCACUGAAGUUGCUAAAACGUUCAGAAAAGCCAUAAACAAGAAAGAAGGAAUCUGUAACGUGGCAGGAAGAUCAGAGCAAACUGGAACACAACAUUCAUACUCAGAGGAGGAGAAAGUGGCGUUUGUGAACUGGAUCAACAAAGCUCUCGAGAAAGACUCUGACUGUAAACAUGUGGUUGCGAUGGAUCCAAACAACGACGACCUGUUCGCGGCUGUGGGCGACGGAAUCAUCCUGUGUAAAAUGAUCAAUCUGUCCGUCCCUGACACCAUCGACGAGAGGACCAUCAACAAGAAGAAGCUCACGCCCUUCACCAUCCAGGAGAACCUGAACCUGGCUCUGAACUCCGCCUCUGCCAUCGGCUGCCAUGUGGUCAACAUUGGAGCUGAGGACCUGAAGGAGGGCAGGCAGCACCUGGUCCUGGGUCUGCUGUGGCAGGUCAUCAAGAUCGGACUGUUCGCCGACAUCGAGCUCACCAAGAACGAAGCUCUGAUCGCUCUGCUGCGUGAUGGAGAGAGUCUGGAGGAUCUGAUGAAACUGUCUCCUGAGGAGCUGCUGCUGCGCUGGGCCAACUAUCACCUGGAAGAGGCGGGAAGUAACAAGAUCAACAACUUCAGCUCGGACAUCAAGGUUACACACACACACACACACUCACACAUUCAUUCAUUCACACAAACUCUCAGUCAGUCAGUUAUAAUCAGUGUGUGUGUGUGUGUGCAGGACUCCAGAGCGUACUAUCACCUGCUGAACCAGGUGUCUCCUAAAGGAGACGAGGAAGUCCCGCCCAUCGUCAUGGACCUAUCAGGACUGAGGGAGAAGGACGACCUGAAGAGGGCGGAGCUAAUGCUGGAGCAGGCGGAGCGUCUGGGCUGCAGACAGUUCGUGAUGCCUCCAGACGUCGUGAGAGGAAAUCCCAAACUCAACCUGGCCUUCGUCGCUAAUCUGUUCAACAAGUACCCGGCUCUGAAGAAACCCGAGAACCAGGACAUCGACUGGAGCUCCAUCGAAGGUGAAACCAGAGAAGAAAAAACCUUCAGGAACUGGAUGAACUCUCUGGGAGUGAAUCCUCGAGUCAAUCAUUUAUACACAGACAUCGAUGACGCUCUGGUGAUUUUCCAGUUGUACGAGAAGAUCAAGGUUCCUGUGGACUGGGAUCGAGUCAACAAGCCUCCAUAUUCUAAACUGGGCAGUAACAUGAAGAAGCUGGAGAACUGUAACUACGCCGUGGAGCUCGGGAAGAAGGAGGCCAAGUUCUCUCUGGUGGGCAUCGCGGGUCAGGACCUGAACGCCGGGAAUCGAACCCUCACUCUGGCUCUGCUGUGGCAGCUCAUGAGACGCUACACUCUGAACAUCCUGGAGGACCUGGGCGACGGACAGAAGGUGACGGACGACACCAUCGUGGCGUGGGUCAACGACAUGCUGACGCAGGCCGGGAAAAAAAACAUCUCUGGCUUUAAGGACUCGUCCAUCAGCAGCAGUAUGCCGGUCCUGGACCUGAUCGACUCCAUCCAGUCUGGAUCGGUCAGAUACGACCUGCUGAAGACGGACGACCUCAGUGACGACGAGAAACUCAACAAUGCAAAAUACGCCAUCUCCACUGCGAGGAAGAUCGGCGCCCGCGUGUACGCGCUGCCCGAGGACCUGGUGGAGGUCAAACCCAAGAUGGUGAUGACAGUGUUUGCCUGCCUGAUGGCGCGCGGCAUGAAGAGGGUGUGAGGACGCCACGGAGGCGGGGCCAUGGGGGCGGGGCCACAGGGCCCGCUAAUCCCUCCUAUCUACAAAGCUUUCCUCACAGGCAGAAAGGACGUGAUUGGCCGAGUCAAAGCCCAGGAGGUCGGAGCCACACAAUGCUGAAGUUUAACUCGAUUGUUACAAUAAUCAAUCUUAAUCAAUAUCAUAACCAAACACUGAUGAUUCAUAUUUAUUGAUGAUUGAUUAUCAGUUUGAUUUCUGCCUCUUUUUUUAAAAACAUGUUUUUGUCUCAACUUUUCAAACAAAUCAAUAAACUUUCAAACAAAAUUUGUCUGUCACACACUGACCUUUGACCCUAACCCAAGUCUCUGUCACACACACACUGACCUUUGACCCUAAUCCAAGUCUCUGUCACACACACUGACCUUUGACCCUAACCCAAGUCUCUGUCACACACUGACCUUUGACCCUAACCCAAGUCUCUGUCACACACACACUGACCUUUGACCCUAAUCCAAGUCUCUGUCACACACACUGACCUUUGACCCUAACCCAAGUCUCCGUCACACACACUGACCUUUGACCCUAACCCAAGUCUCUGUCACACACACACUGACCUUUGACCCUAAUAGGUCUCUGUCACACACACUGACCUUUGACCCUAAUCCACAUCUGUCAUACACAGAGCAGAAACGAUUAAUCGAUUACUAAAUUAAUCGACAACUAUUUUGAUAAUCGAUAUGAAGUUUGUUUCAUGAUUAAAACAAGAUUUCUGAUUGUUUAAGCUUCUUAAUUGUGAAUAUUUUCUUAGAAAUCAUUAAAAGUGAAUCACUUUGGUUUGUGGACAAAACAAAA